Messenger RNA from Chionomys nivalis (European snow vole), 534 nucleotides. RefSeq names its product transmembrane protein 190 (gene Tmem190). Lineage: Eukaryota; Metazoa; Chordata; Mammalia; Rodentia; Cricetidae. Gene Ontology annotation, cellular component: inner acrosomal membrane. Gene Ontology annotation, biological process: hematopoietic progenitor cell differentiation. Bases 1 to 534 code for a protein of 177 amino acids. The record is from RefSeq and is a predicted model, not a curated record. The transcript has 5 exons.
AUGGUGGGGUCUGGGAUCCCAGCUUUGGGCCUUCUCCUGCUGAUGCUGGGAUCAGUAGCUGCGAAUGGAAUCCAGGGAUUUUUCUAUCCAUGGAGUUGUGAGGGAGAUGUGUGGGACCGAGAGAGCUGUGGGGGUCAGGCUGCCAUUGAGAACCCCAACCUCUGCCUCCGCCUGCGAUGCUGCUACCGGGACGGUGUGUGCUAUCAUCAACGGCCAGACGAAAAUAUGCGCAGGAAGCACAUGUGGGCGCUGGGCUGGACCUGCGGAAGCCUGCUCUUCCUGAUCGCCAGUAUCUGUCUCUUCUGGUGGGCCAAGCGCCAAGACAUGCUGCACCUGCCACAGUUUCUCCUGGGGAAAUGUGACCUGUCACGAACAGUCUCCCUACUGUCUAAGGACCGACCAUCGGUCAGUAAGAAGUCAACCACAGUUGGCACACCUGUCUCGGUGCCCACGGAGGUGCUCGAACACUCAGGAGGAGGCACCGAACCGGAAGCUACAGAAGCCGCGGAGGAUACAGAGGGAGAUGAUGAUUAG